AUGACGGUUUUUCGGGCCUUCUGCGAAUCAUUCGAGCAGACUGCGAAGCAAUUCACAUCUGGUCUCGAACACAGCUUCGCAGAGCACUUCUCCAACCGUUUUCUCGACCUCUGGAGGCAGACGCCCUCCGAUCUCCGACUCGCAUCUGCGCCGACGUACAGCAGCGUGGCCGCCGGUCGCACCGCAAGCCAGCGGCCAUGUGGCCACUCUCCCACGGCCGCUGCAGCCCCGCAACAAGAGCCACAACAGCCAAUUUCCCGUCUCCAGGGACGACCAAUCCCCGCCCCGCCGAAAGAAGACCUCCGGGUUUUUGUGCGACUCCCGGCCGAAGCACCGGCGAGGGACCACAAUAGCUACGCAAUCCGGACCCACAUUGCCGCCAAAGUCGGCAUCGACCUUCACCAAGUCCCAGCCGCUUUCAAGGUGAACUCCGGAUGGGCCAUCAGAACAACAGAUGCGACCAUUCGGGAUCUUAUCGUCCAACGACAGUCAGAGUGGUCCCAAGACAUGGGCGCGACAGAUGUAGAAAUCAGCCAGAGAUGGUACACCUACGCCGUGGCAAACUGCCCCUAUAUUCUUACCGACCUACAGGGGAAAGAAUUGGACUACGAGCCAGCCGCCAAAGAUGAAAUCGCCUGCCAGACCGGCCUCAAACCCAUCAGGGUGCGCCCCGCCAGGCGCAAGCCGAACGACCCCCUGACCUGUACCUUGAUUGUCUCAUUCCUCGAACCGACUGAUAAGCCCUGGAGGCUGUUUGGAUCCAGUCGGCUCGCCCAAUACAUUGAGAGAUCUAGCCUGCCCAGCCAGUGCGACAAGUGCUGGGACUUUCACGCCCGACACACCUGCGACCGACAAGCAUCCUGCAAGCGGUGCGGACGGCGCGGCCACGACGCGGAAGCUUGCGUGGCCCUCGAGCGGUGCGCGAACUGCCUUGGGCCCCACGCCGCAGACUUUGCGAAGUGCCCUGCGCGCCCGAAGCGAUCACACGGCGUCAUUCGCCGUCUGACGAGAGAAGAGAAAUCUCGCGUCCGAGAGCUGGGCGCUCAACUGUCCGCCCGGCGAAAGGAACAAUACGAAAGAGUAGAACGAUCCGAGCAGCCCGAACGGGAUGCCACCUGCUCGCCGGGUGGUGUCACCGAAAAGACACAAGCCCAACCUCAUGACGAAGCCCCACGGCGCGACUCUGCGAGUCUUCCAAGCGAACGAGCCAUGGACAGAAACAAAGGGCGGCCGAUGCCUUACAAAACACAUCCCGCCUACGACACCUUCUCCCCGGUUGACAGCUGGGAAGACAAUAGCACCCGACCCAGAGUCAUGACCUAUGUCCGCCGCAGGCCUGGGCUGAUGGUAGAUCAGAGGAGGCCCGCGGCAACUCGUGACAUUCUUUGGCUCACGGUCAACGACAUCACUUUGGUCAACGUUUACCGCCAACCGUCAUACGACGAGGCCCUCGACAUACUACUCCAAUGGCCCGCGCCAAACAGAUGUCUGGUAGCAGGCGAUUUCAACGCCAAACACCACAGCUGGCAAGCCGGCCGCAUCGAGGGCCGCGGCGAGGCUGUAGCUGCAUGGGCGACAGCCAACGGUCUGAACCUGCUCAACCCGGCUGACGUCCCGACAAAUCCUCAUGGCAAUACGAUCGACCUUGCCUUCUCUAAUAUCGCCUUGGCCAAUGCCGUGGUGGAAGACCAUCUUGCCACCAGCUCCGACCACUUCACGCUCAGCACUACCCUGCCUGAGCUCGCUGUAGCGCCCCCACCCACUGGGAAGUUUGCCGCCAAAGCUGCAGGCCGGCCGGUCCGCAAGGGCGCACGCAGCGCGCCCUGGUGGACGGAGGAAUGCUCCUUGGCCGCGGUGGAGUAUCGCGCAGUGAGGAGAGUCUACGCUCUCGGUUUCGGCCGAGAGGUUCAGCUCGCGAAAAGGAAGUUCCAGAGAGUCGUGCGGCGAGUCAAGCGCCGUUACUGGCGCGAUCUGAUUGACAGCUUCACGGACAGUGCGUCCGUCUUCAAGGCGGUCCUGGAUGAUACCGUCUAUGAGACCCAACUAGACAAAGCCAACGCCCUGCGACGAGCAACGCUCGAACGUCGCACUUCGCAGGAUGACAUCACGGAUCCGUGGGUCCCAGUGGACACAGCGAGGACGAUUCCUUUCGCUCAGAACGUUUCCCUGGAGGAGGUCCGGGACGCGACCCUUCGCACGGGUAACACCUCCCGGCUCCGAUAA
Molecule: messenger RNA, 2223 nt
Organism: Hirsutella rhossiliensis
Lineage: Eukaryota; Fungi; Ascomycota; Sordariomycetes; Hypocreales; Ophiocordycipitaceae
Product: endonuclease-reverse transcriptase domain-containing protein
Exons: 6
Coding region: 1-2223 (740 amino acids)
Molecular function (GO): nucleic acid binding; zinc ion binding; catalytic activity
Source: RefSeq, a predicted model, not a curated record